This is a messenger RNA of Cantharellus anzutake, 516 nucleotides long. RefSeq lists its product as uncharacterized. Lineage: Eukaryota; Fungi; Basidiomycota; Agaricomycetes; Cantharellales; Hydnaceae. The coding region runs from base 1 to 516 and encodes 171 amino acids. The record is from RefSeq and is a predicted model, not a curated record. The transcript is spliced from 3 exons.
AUGACGCAAACAAUGAGUGACCUGCACCGAAGCCCCACACCAGCUUUUUCAUCAAUGGGUGAUGUGAGGGAAAAUUCAACUGGAAUAACAUCAUUAGCUGAGGCAAUCAAAGUCAUAGAUGAGCUGCAGGCGGAAAAUUCAAGUUUGAAGAGGAUGGUUAGAGAAUUUGAAUGGAACCCUCGUCCAUCCGAGGAAGAAGCCAUCGAAACCAGUGCUGCUGAUAUUCAGUUAAACGAUAUCAGGCACUUUGGGAGAAUGUAUGCUUACACAGUCAACAUGUUUAUGACUCCAAAGGAGUGUGCCCCCAGUAAGGAGGCGGAAGAUUAUGAUCCCUCACUGCGAUUUGGGACACACAGGAAGGAGGGGAACUUCCGUGAACUGGCAGGCCUAAUCCCCAGAGAAUUCAAGGAAGACCUGGAGAAUUGGAACAAGUUUUUCGUGUCAUUGAAUAUCGGAGUUGACCAACCUAUCAUUAGUUCAUAUAUGGUGUUGGAGAAGUUCAGCAUUGGGGGCUAA